This is a messenger RNA of Trichoderma asperellum CBS 433.97, 712 nucleotides long. NCBI's taxonomy places the organism in Eukaryota, Fungi, Ascomycota, Sordariomycetes, Hypocreales, Hypocreaceae. The record is from RefSeq and is a predicted model, not a curated record.
GUAGUCUCCGUUGACCGGCUCCCAUGGUACCCGGAGAUAGGUAGGAAAAGGGGCCAGUCGACGACAAUGUACACGCUACUGAAGCGUUAUCGAUCUUGACAGUGAAAUGGAGGAGUAUCUGCUACUCCAGAUCACGCCCGCACUGCUUCCCGCGCUCGUGCUAACAGGCAUGCGAGUCAAUGUUUAUUUUAUGCAAGCCCGGGAGCGUGCUGGGGAGGGCUCCGCGCACAGUCUCGCGAGAUACGAGCGCCGAGUGCGUCCUACAGUGCUGGCAUCGAACCACAUCCACCUACCGCGGCAUGUGCUCCGUGGACAAUCCCGGAAGGCUAGAAAUAAAACGGCGAACCAGCGACCAUCACAGAGCAUCACGACUGGGCUCGAGCUCACAUGCUGCCCAUCACUUCCUAAAGAACGCUGACAGACCCAAAAGUCCCCUAUCAGGGCCCUUCUGAAGGCGCUGUGGCUACGCCCUCGCGGCGGCCCUCGCACUGUCCUCGCCAACCACCGCCGCCCAUCCCGCUAGUGUUUCAGGGGCUCUAAACGGAACCUUGAACAGGACCCCAAGCCAAAGUCCAUCCGCCAAGUUAGUGCGAGCCUCACGUCCGUCCCGACCAGCCAAAGCACGUCCUACGACCGGCUUCUUCGACCUCUUCCGCUGUUCCCUUCUCCAGGGCGAAUCCGCGCGCGCUCUCUUCUUCUGUUUAAGGCGCCU